Molecule: messenger RNA, 398 nt
Organism: Rhizophagus irregularis DAOM 181602=DAOM 197198
Lineage: Eukaryota; Fungi; Glomeromycota; Glomeromycetes; Glomerales; Glomeraceae
Source: RefSeq, a predicted model, not a curated record
GUUAAUGCUUUUUUUUUAAAAAAAAAAAAGCAUAACGAACUAGAUAAAGUAGCUUGCACGUAAAUACGUAAAUUAAUAUUCAGAAUCAUAAUAAAAUACAAAAUCAUGGUUUCAAUAAUAAUUACAAUAAUGACUCUCCUUGGUUUGCAACUUUCUUCGGUUAAUUCUUACGUCCCACGAUUGCAGGCUUAUAGAAUUAGCCGAGAUGGCGAAGCCAAACUUGAUUGUAAUGUUAUUUGUAUUAUAAAAUCUAUUCUUAUUUGUAUUCUACUUUUAUUAUUCUUUGUUCUUACUGUAAUAGUUUUAUGGGAUUGUUAUAUGAGAAAAUUUAAAAAAUAAUAAUUUCAAAGAAUAGAAGAAUGUUUGUUUUCUGUAUUUUAUAAUUAGGUGAUAUAAAG